AUGAUGAGAUCUCCAGUGAAUACAUUGGAUGUAAACACAAGUUUUGAUGAUAAUGACGAGAGUCUGAUAUCAAAGACUGUGGUUACUCCAGAAAUGUCUGAUGAAAAUAACGAGAAAUUCAUACAGAAUGCAACCGACACCAUAAAGUCAAUCAAUGAAUUAUUAGAAAAGAGUAGAUUGGGAACAUUAGGUCAAACAAAUAAUGAAGAUCAAGAUCAAGACGAGAACGAAGAUGAAGAUGAAGAUGACAAAGAGAAUAAACAUAGUAAUAUAGAUAAUAAGAAUAAUAAAAAAGUUAAAAAAUCAUUAAGAAAACAAAGGAAGGACAAAGAGAAGGAGAAGAGACAUAAAGAAGAGGAAGAACAAGAAGAAGAAGAAGAUGAUAAUCAACAAGGAAAUGAGGAAGAAAAGGAAUCAGUUACUAAACUUUCAAAAAAGAAAUCAAAGAGUGCUGAUAAAGAUAGUUCUGAUGAUGAAGAUCAAGAUGAAGAUAAAGAAGAAGAAAGAGAAGAUGACAGUGGAGAUGAAGACAAAGAGGAAGAUGAGAAUGUAAAGAGAGUAGUAGAUCCAAAUGAUUUCGAUGAGACCUGUAUAAAUGAAGAUGAAUCAGAUCAAGAGAAUGAUGAUAACGAUGAAGAUUAUCAAGAGGAGAAGAGAGGUAACAACAAACAGCAGCAAUCAUCGAAAAAAGAUAAGAAGAAGGACAAGAAGAAUAAGAAGAAAAAGAAAGGUACUACUAAAGAUGAUGGUGAAUCCGAAAGACCAUUGCCAUCCAAAAGAACAAAGAAACCAGUGGCAUCUUCAACUGCCAAGAAUGACAUUUCAGAGAGAAAACCAUUAAUGUUAUUAACUUCAAAAACAUUGAUUCCUCCAUCACCGAUUGUAAAGAAAAGAAAUAUCUUUGAGUUCUUUGGUCAGGUUAAACCGAUUGCUGUUGGUUCACCAAUAUUGAGAAACAACAACAACAACAACAACAACAACAACGUUGUUGAUAACCGUGCAAACGAUGAUAAUGAUGACGACGACGACGAUAUGGAUGAUCAAGCCAACAAUAGUUUUGGUAGCAGUAUCAAUGGCAGUGCUGCAGAUCGCUCUUUCUCUGAGGAGAGUGUCAACGACCAGAGCAAUAACUCUAGCAUGCUAUCGAAUGGCAGUCAGAGGAAUACACCAUCCAAGAGUAACAACAGAUCUUUAGUUGAUACAACUAACAAUGAUUCAGAUGAUGAAGAUACAACUACAGCAACAAUAACAACAACGACAUCAAAUAUGCUUGACCAAAUCUUAUCAGACAAACAUAUGAAUGACAAAGAGGAAAGUGACAAACAAUCAUCUGUUAAAGAUGUAGUAGUUGACAACGAAGGAGAUGAAGAUGAUAAACAAGAACAUGUUAAAAAGCAAAUUUUUAAGUUACCAUAUGAGUCUACUUUGGAAAUGGAGAAUGAUUUAAGACAAGAACAAAAUGAAGAGAAAGAGGAAGAAGAAGAAGAUCAAACUAAAUCAACACCAUCUAAUAGUGGACAAGCAAAGAUUGCAUCGUUAAAGUUAAACUACGAAGAUGAAGAUGACGAUAUAAUCACAGAGGAUAAAGAUGAUGAUGCUGACUUGUUUGAUGAUGAAGCAGAGGUUCAGAUACACACUAAUGAAGAUGAAUAUAAUGAAGAGGAAGAGAAGCAUAGUGCAAAGAUAUCUAUAGAUAAUGAGGAGGAGGAGGAGGAAGACGAGGAAGAAGAAGAAUAUGACGAAGAAGACGAGGAGGAAGAGGAAGAAGAAGAGGAGAUUGAUAACGAUCAAGAAAGAAUCAAUAGAUUAAACAUAAAUCGAGAUUUAAUGGAUAAAGAGAUGGAGAAGAUUCAAUCGGUUGCCUCUGGUGAGUGGAGAAAGCGUAAAUUCGAUGAAGAGGAAAUAGAUGACACCACGGUAACCGAUGAGUACGAUGCUGCUGCCUCUGCUACUGUUGUUUCAAUCUCGGUGACCGAACAACAAACAACCAUACAACAAAGAAAGAAGAAGAGAUCAGAGUUGAUGUCAUCGACCAACAGCAGUGUCAGUUCAAGUCAAUCCAGUCUGCUAACAACACUCUCUGCCGACGGAGACGACGAUGACCUCAGUGAAGAUGAACAAGAAGCAGAGAAGCGUCUACAACGUACUAAAGUCUUCAAUCAACUUAGAAGAAGUACAAGUGCUGGAUUACCAACAACUAACAACAACAGCAGCAGCAGCAGCAAUAACAAUAGUAGUAAAAAUAACAAUAAGAAUAUUGGUCAUAGACAUUUGGCAAAAGAUCUAUUUGGUAAUAGUAAUGAAGAUAAAGAACUUCUAUCAAUGAUUAAUAAAUCAAAAGCCAACAAUCUUAAUAAUAAUAAUAAUAAUAAUAACAACAAUAACAAUAAUAACAAUAAUCAAAUACAACCACAGACAAUAGUCGCAUCAUCACUACCUCAUACAUUUAGUGAUGACUAUGAAUAUUCAUAUUCCAACUCAACAUUUAUGGUGAGCAGUGAAAAGUUAGAGUCACUAAAGAAACAAGUUGACAAACAAACCAAUCAAGUACCCGUUUUCUUUUCAAAGAAGAAGUCUAAUGCCAACUAA
Heterostelium album PN500 is the source of this 2589-nucleotide messenger RNA. RefSeq lists its product as uncharacterized. The transcript is spliced from 4 exons. The coding region runs from base 1 to 2589 and encodes 862 amino acids. NCBI's taxonomy places the organism in Eukaryota, Evosea, Eumycetozoa, Acytosteliales, Acytosteliaceae. The record is from RefSeq and is a predicted model, not a curated record.